Nilaparvata lugens (brown planthopper) is the source of this 909-nucleotide messenger RNA. RefSeq lists its product as uncharacterized. The record is from RefSeq and is a predicted model, not a curated record. The coding region runs from base 1 to 909 and encodes 302 amino acids. Lineage: Eukaryota; Metazoa; Arthropoda; Insecta; Hemiptera; Delphacidae. The transcript has a single exon.
AUGUAUCUAGUUUUCGAUGGCAAGGAAAGAGGGACCUUCAGAUCGGCUACAUGGGGAAGAGACUAUAAUCCUGACUUGUGCUUCACUAGUAGAAAUGGCUCUGGACAACCACUGCCUGCAAUUCGAUCUGUUUUACCUGAUUUUCCUCAUAGUCAGCACCCGCCUGUUCUCAUUGGCAUAGGCAUCCAGAUUCCCCUGAUUAACUCAGUGCAGCGACCGAGAUGGAACUUCUCUAAAGCAAGGUGGAAUGACUAUGCAAUGGAUCUUGACAAGUGUGUACGAUGGAUACCUGCCACCAAGGAUAGUUACCAGAGGUUUGUUGGUGCAGUAAUUGCAAUAGACAAGAAACACAUUCCAAGGGGAUACAGAAAGGAAUAUAUACCUGGCUGGAAUGAUGAAUGCAACAACCUCUACAAAAGAUUCAAAGAGAGUGGAAAUGGACGCAUUGCUGAGGAACUUCUGAAGGAGCUGGAUGGUGCAAGAAGAAACCGAUGGAAUAAAACAGUGGAAAGGCUUGAUUUUAAACAUUCUAGUCGACAAGCAUGGAGCUUAUUGAGAAAACUUGGUGCAGCUAGGAAGCCAACCAGGCAAGGAAUCGAAGUGGAGCCUGAAUUGGUUGCUGAGCACAUUAUUAGAAAUUCCAGGGUGAACCACAAUUUGGAGCACACUGAUGAGAUAAGAAGACAAUUGAAGAUCCUUAGGGAGAGAGUUAUGCCAAACCCACAUUUCUCUGCUCCAUUCAGUGCUGCAGACAUACACAAUGCUCUGAGGGACAUGAAAACUGGUAAAGCUCCUGGGUUCGAUGGAAUUCACCCCGAAUUCUUACUCAAUGCUGGGAAAAACACCAGGCGAUGGUUGAGCCGGUUCUGUUCAGACAUACUUGCCACUGGAAAGAUCGCACUGCUAUAA